Messenger RNA from Henningerozyma blattae CBS 6284, 1950 nucleotides. RefSeq names its product MCT family MFS transporter. Gene Ontology annotation, biological process: transmembrane transport. The transcript has a single exon. Gene Ontology annotation, molecular function: transmembrane transporter activity. The record is from RefSeq and is a predicted model, not a curated record. Bases 1 to 1950 code for a protein of 649 amino acids. Lineage: Eukaryota; Fungi; Ascomycota; Saccharomycetes; Saccharomycetales; Saccharomycetaceae.
AUGAACAAUUUUACUAACAAUACAUCAUUUAGAAAUGAAAUCUUUUCAACAAAUGAAAGUCACGUAAGUUCCGAACAUUUGACUGUGACAGAUGCUGGUACUUUAAGAAAAUCGGUAAAAUCUUUAACCACUACGACAGAGCAGAUUGAUCAAAUUAGAGGGUCAGACGCUUUUUCGGCUUCUAUAUCUUUGAAUUCGACCAUCUCAAAGAAUUUGUCCUUCCAAGCAAACAAAGAAAUACCAGAAGAGUUGGAUAAACAGCUUACUUCAAGAUUUGAUUUGGCAGAUGCUAUCCGUUUAAAAUCAAAUUGUGAGUCUGACACUGAUGAUGAAGAUAAGAUAAAAGACUUGGAGCAUUCCCCUGAAAAAAUCCGGAGAAUAUUGACUGAGAACAGUGUUACUUCUGGUGACGUUGUUUCCAUGGUAACUAAUCAGAAAGCUCAAGACUGUCCAUUGAAAAAUAAUAGUGGAGCAAUAAUUGAAAAAGUUUUCACCAAUAAAGAGUCCGGUGAAGUAUCCUUGCCACCAGAAGGUGGUUAUGGCUGGGUUUGUGUAGUUUGUUCUUUUUUAAUCUUUUUUUCAACUUGGGGGUGUAAUGCAGGGUUUGGUGUCUUUUUAGCCUUUUAUUUGAAUGAUAAUACUUAUGCAGGUGCUUCAAAGUAUGAUUAUGCUUUAAUUGCAGGUUUUACUGUCUUCCUUGGGCAAGGUUUAUGUCCCGUGGUGGCAUUCGUUAUGAGAGUGGUAGGGUUUAAACCACCAAUGUUAUUUGGGGUUGUACUUUUAUUGGCGGGGUUUUUAAUGGCUUCUUGGGCUACACGUCUGUGGGAAUUGUAUUUGACUCAAGGUGUACUGUCGGGUGCAUCUAUAGCCUUUAUUUUUGUCCCUGCGACAACUGUCUUACCAGGCUGGUUUUUAAAGAAGAGAGCUGUGGCUAUUGGUAUAACUUUGAUCGGAACUGGUGCUGGUGGUGUAACAUUUGGCUUGGCUGCUCAUAAAAUGAUUGACGAUAAUCAUAAUACCCAUUGGUGUUUACGUAUGCUUGCUAUUACUUGCAGUAUCACAUGUUUAAUUGCAAUUACUUUUAUCAAACAACAUACUUCGGUUAAACCUGUGGGGUUUAAAUCAUUUACUAAGAUAAAAAGAGAGUGGUUUGCUAUUUUCAAUAGGAAAACUGUUUUUAAACCUGUUGUUCUAUUAAUCGCAGCUUGGUUUACUUUUGCUUUAUUCGCUUAUAAUCUAAUGAUCUUUACAAUUUCACCAUAUUGUAUCUCUAAAGGUUUAUCUUCGCAUGAUGCCUCAACAAUUACUGCAAUAUUAAAUGGUUCGCAAGCAAUCGGCAGACCAAUAAUGGGGCUGAUUGCUGAUAGAUAUGGUAGAACAAAUGUAACUGUUGUUUUAACAUUUUUUUUGAUGCUUUUUGUCUUCGCGUUUUGGAUAACUGCUCAUACUUUGGUGCAAUUAAUUUUCUUUGCAAUUAUGCUAGGUUCGUGUGUUGGUGUUGCUAAUGUUAUGAAUACUGUUUUAAUUGCAGAUAUUGUUCCUCCAGAAGAGUUUUUAGCUUCCUGGGCAACAGUUAACUAUUUAUUUUGUCCAAUGCUAUUAUUCUGUGAAGUCAUAGCACAAGCUUUAGUUAAGCCAGAACGUAAAAAUAACCCUUACAUUUACACCCAAAUAUUUUCAGGAUUUUGUUUCUUUAUUGCAUUAUGCCUAAUUAUCGUAUUAAGAGAAUGUUCUGUUCGUAUCCAGCUCCAAAAAAAGAGUGAUAAAAUAGAUGAACAAUUAACUAUUUUGCAAGAUGAUAAUGAAAAAUUAGAUUUUACUGUAACUUCGAAAUCCCUUGAAGAUGAUAGUAUUCACAAUUUGAAAAUGCUAAGAGAAAAAUAUGAUAAUGAAUUAAAGGGGACUCCUAAAGCUUACUUUAAAAGAAUGUUUAAAAUGAUGGCUGUUUAA